Messenger RNA from Cephus cinctus (wheat stem sawfly), 1885 nucleotides. It is a transcript of the gene nclb, whose product is annotated as periodic tryptophan protein 1 homolog. Gene Ontology annotation, biological process: rRNA processing. The transcript is spliced from 11 exons. The record is from RefSeq and is a predicted model, not a curated record. Bases 261 to 1772 code for a protein of 503 amino acids. Gene Ontology annotation, cellular component: nucleus. Gene Ontology annotation, molecular function: protein binding. Lineage: Eukaryota; Metazoa; Arthropoda; Insecta; Hymenoptera; Cephidae.
AAAUUUAAAAUUCAUUUUCAGAAAUAGUUAUCGAGUAUCAAUUGUUUCAAUGUCCGACCUCACUGUCAUCUGUCGUUCAAGUUAACAACUAUACUUUUUUAAGCUGUAGCGGCUUGUAGUUAAAGUAUGGAAGCUAAUGUACUUAGUACUGUAGAAGCACGUGGGUUGUAAUCAGAAAUUUAUUGACAAUAUAAAAUAAAUUUGAACAGAAAUUUAUAUAUUAUAGUGAAGUAUUAACAUAUAAAAGUGAUCUUGUCGAAAUGAAUGUCAUACCCUGUAUAACUUGGGUGAAGAAAGGCGUAGCAGCUGCAGUGCCUGAUAAGGUGCAACUGACUCCACAAGAAUUGGAGAAUAUUAUAAAACAGACCGAAUCUAAUAUAAAGGACAUUGAAAGUGAUGAUGAUAAUGACGAUGAUACUAAUCCUACAGUAUCAAAACAGGCAAAUUCAAGUAAAGGACACCAAACUCAGAGUGAUGCCAUGAUUGAGGAUGAAUUCAACUUUGAUAAAUACGAUGAUGAAGCUGGCAAUAUUCAUUGCAACAUUGGUGGUCUAGCUGUAUUGAAUAAAGAUGGAAAAGAUCCAUUUGUAACAGUAGGUGACAGUGAAGAUGAGGAUUCUGAGAAAGAAGAUGAUAUUAUUAAAGAUACUGAUAAUCUUGUUCUGGUAGGACAUGUUGAUGGAGAUGCCAGCAUUCUAGAAGUACAUGUUUAUAAUGAAGAAGAGGGAUCGUUCUACUGUCAUCAUGAUAUUUUGUUACCUUCUUUUCCAUUGUGCAUAGAAUGGCUUAAUUUCGAUUCUAGUGAUCCAAGACCAGGCAAUUUAUGUGCAAUUGGUAAUAUGACACCAAUUAUAGAAGUAUGGGAUUUGGAUGUAGUUGAUUGUCUAGAACCUGCAUUUAAACUUGGACGCAAACCUAGUAAAAAACUAAAACUAAAACGCGUCGGUCAUAGAGAUGCAGUACUAGAUUUGGCAUGGAAUUCUAAUUAUACUCACGUUCUAGCUAGUGGUUCAGUAGAUCAAACUGUACUAUUGUGGGACUUAGAAAAUGGUACCCCAGUAACAAAACUCAAUUCAUUUAAUGAAAAAGUUCAAACAAUUGAAUGGCAUCCUUCAGAAACUCAAAAAUUACUUACUGGAUGCAGUGACAAAACUGUAAGAUUAUUCGACUGCAGAGCAGAGGAUGACUUCAAAGCCUGGCAAACAGCUGGCGAGGUUGAAAGAGUAUUGUGGAAUCAUUUUGACCCAAAUUACUAUUUUGCAAGUACAGACAAUGGUCAGAUUCAAUAUGUCGAUGUAAGACAAGAUAACCCAAUAUGGCAGAUUUCCGCACACGAAAAAGAAAUCACAGGUUUAUGCCUUAGCACCUCGUGUCCUGGUUUAUUAGUCAGUUCAUGCAACGGUGGGAUCCUGAAAGUAUGGGAUGUGAUAAAUCACAACGAAGCAAUAUUAGUCUGGGAGAAGAAGGCUAAUUUGGGUGCUUUACAAUGUUUAGCAGCAAAUCCCGAUAGUCCAUUUAUAUUUGUCUUAGGGGGCGAUAAUAAAUCUGAUAACAUGAAAGUACUCAAUCUCUUAACCAGCUCCGCAGUAUCUGACAGAUUUAAAGAGAGGCAGAAAAUAAAAUUGGAAUUUGGUGAUUCGCAAGGAACCCAAACAAGGGAGGUUAAAACUAAUCAAGAAAUAAUGGAAGUUACUGACGAGAUGGAAUCUGUAGCUUUGGAAACAUCAGUCUCCGGAAGUUUGGGUAAAAAGAAGAAAAGGAAUAAAAAAUAAAAUGUACCCAUAAAUACAUUGAAGCUUUGUAUAUAUAAAACACAAUGUUACGUUAAGUUACAUUAUGAAUUUAAUACAUCUUCAUAUAGUAAACACUCCCAUUAUCUAUUUCA